AUGCUGGGGCCGCUGUGCCUGGGGCGGGGCCUAAGUCUGGAGCAAAGCGCGGGACUGACGAAAGUAACUGCUCGCGGGAUUGUCGCGCCCUGGACCUAGCAGAGCGCGCCGGCUUCCGAGGAGAGCGAAAAUUAAAAAGGUCCUCGACAUUACAAGUAGACUAGAGGGAAGUGAAAAAAAUCUGAAGAUGAAGGUAUUUCAGACCAUCUGCAGGCGGCUUAAAAGUUCAAAGGGGUUUUCUGUAGAACCAGCCCCCCGUGUGGUCUUCUCCACUUCCUCUUAUUUGUGUGGCCGGAAGAAAAAAGUGAACCCCUAUGAAGAAGUGGACCAAGAAAAGUACUCUGAUUUAGUAAGGUCUGUCUUGUCAUUCAGAGGCCAUGCUCAGGCGCCACAGUCUUUGUUUGAGGAAGAUGCUUUACUCUACGGACCUGUGAGGAAGUGUAAGGCCCCAAAGCAAGAAGAAGCAGGAGUUCCACGAAACUGGUGUCCUCUCUUCAAUCCAGAGAAAAGCGGAAAACCAAAUGCAACAAGUGAUCCUACAAUUCCUUUGAAAAUCCCUUUGCAAAGGAAUACGAUACCAAGUGUGACCCGAAUCCUUCAGCAGACCAUGACCUCAGAACAGAUUUCCUGUUUGGAGAGGUGGAAACGUCGGAUGAUUCUGGAACUGGGAGAGGAUGGCUUUGCAGAAUAUACUUCAAACAUGUUUUUACAAGGGAAACGGUUUCAUGAAGCCUUGGAAAGCAUACUGUCACCCCAGAGGAACUUAAAAGAGCCUGAUGAAAAUCUCCUCAAAUCUGGCUACAUCCAAAGUAUCCAGCAUGUUCUGAGAGAUGUCAGUGGAGUGCAGGCUCUGGAAAGCGCUGUUAAACAUGAGACCCUAAAGUAUGUAGGUCUGCUGGACUGUGUAGCUGAUUAUCAGGGCAAGCUGUGUGUGAUUGAUUGGAAGACAUCAGAGAAGCGAAAGCCUUUCAUCCAAAAUACAUUUGACAACCCGCUGCAAGUCGUGGCGUAUGUUGGUGCCAUAAACCAUGACAUCAACUACAGCUUUCAGGUUCAGUGCGGCUUGAUCGUGGUUGCCUACAAAGACGGGUCCCCUGCCCACCCACAUUUCAUGGACGCAGAGCUCUGCUCCCAGUACUGGGCAAAGUGGCUUCUUCGACUAGAAGAAUAUACAAAGAAGGAAAAGAACCAGAAUAUUCAGAAACUAGAUUAAAGGGCAGGAAGCUGUGUGGGAACGUUCAGGGCUUUCUCAGAGUUUGGGAACAUGUAUCGCUGUUGCCUGUGAUCUGGAACGAGGUGCCACAGGGUCUGAGAGCUGCAGUAACACAAGCAGAACUAGUAAUUUGUUGAAAUUUAUUGCAACCAAAAAGGCAAAGCCAGAAAAGUUAAAUUUAAAGAGCUGGACUUUAGCACAUAAAAGACCAGCUCUGCUACCUCUGACUAGCAUUUACCCGAAAAAAAGGCAAGCAACACUGGCACAAUGUUGGCGGCUCUUGGACCCCCAUAGACCUUUCUGUGUCCCAGGCAGGGCGCCCAGUCUUUGAACUGAGAGAUUCAGGGCGGUGAGGCUUGGUGUGCCAAGCAUUUCCCCUGGGUAUGCCGGGGGGGGGAGGGCUGUGCGCACCCCUAGGGUAUGUGUGCAGUGAGAAUUUGUAUCAGCCAACUACUGCUGCCAGUGCCGGCUCCUAAAACUUGUUUUAUGUAUGUGGUUCCCUGUAUUUAAUUUGGGGGAAAAAGCUUCCAUUUGACAUUUUUGAAAAAUAAACAUGAUUCCUUAGCCUCAAGUAGACAUUGCUCUCUGGACAGAUGGAGCACACUCACAUUAUCGUGGGCAAUGCCCCUUGACAUCCCACCAAAUAACCCUCAGAAGCAGCCAGGCUCCAGUCUGAGAAUCGUAAUUGUAGGUAUUUUGGUAGCUAGCUUCUGGUUUGAGUCAAGGGAUUGUGUACAUGUAGAAAAUGUAUUGUUUGUGGAAUUUUCCAGCUAUGGGAAACAAUAAUAACAUGUAAUUUUUUCCUAUGUUUAAUAAGUAAUAAAACUGACUAGUUGCCCCUGGGUUCGGGAGACUUAAUAAACGCCCACUACAGCCCUGGGGGAAGGCUCCCUGUUUUAUGGAGUAGAUUAGCAUUUAAGUUACAGUUGCUGUCUUAAAAUAGUAGGGUGCUACAAACACUUUUUUCCUUCGUUAGCCAUUAAUUAUAAGAAAUAAAAUAUAAGAUGUGAUUAAGGAA
This is a messenger RNA of Delphinapterus leucas (beluga whale), 2231 nucleotides long. It is a transcript of the gene MGME1, whose product is annotated as mitochondrial genome maintenance exonuclease 1. Gene Ontology annotation, molecular function: single-stranded DNA exodeoxyribonuclease activity. Gene Ontology annotation, biological process: mitochondrial DNA replication. The record is from RefSeq and is a predicted model, not a curated record. Gene Ontology annotation, cellular component: mitochondrion. Lineage: Eukaryota; Metazoa; Chordata; Mammalia; Artiodactyla; Monodontidae.